GCAGUUACAAAACCUUCGCUGCGGCGGUUGCAGGGAUGAAAAUCCCAGUCGUUCUUGCCGUGACGUGCAUCGAUGACUUUUCGGAAGCAGGUAUUUGGUGGGAGAGGAAUGAGAAAAUUUUGGAGGGCUUUGGGAUCCAGUUUGAUGCCCAUGCUUGUGUAUGCACGCUUCCUGGAGACUCCUUCCGUGAUCGCCGCUUGCAGUCAAAAAUCGACAUUUGCGAAAAAAUCUCGGAAUUAUGCAUUCAUGAUGGUGUUCGUGGGGUACAAUUUAAACACCCAAGACGCCAGAAGAGCUUGCCUUUUAUGAAAUGAAAUGUGUUGAAUUGUACUUACUGUAUUUUUAUCUCGCGGCCGGUCUAGAUUGUAUCCCUGCCAGCUGUCAUAUAGAGAUUCACGUAACUUGUUCAAAGCGGUUGUUUGGUUCCGGGGCCUUUGCCAAACACCCACUUAUGGGAAUCAUGACAGACUUCCUCGUCGGGAUUCACCGACACGUGCAGUACCUUCAACUCAACCUCAUGGAUGUCAUCCAGUCCAUCCUGGUCCGUGCGAUUGGCGACGAAGAACCAGAACUACCGCCGGGCUCACCUCCAACAUACAAGUUCGAGGGACCAUGGUUUACGACACAAAUCCUACUCGCUUCGACCAUAGGACUGUCAUCUUUCCUGAUUUUCUCGUAUUGUCGCUCACGAUGGCCAUUGAUAUAUGCACCAAGAACGAUGCUGAAAGACUUCUCGCCGCAUGAGGCACAUGCUCACCAGGCGUUUUUUGGAUGGAUCAUUCCAACCUUGAAGGUGUCUGAGUAUACUGUGCUCCAAAUAGUUGGGCUGGAUGCGGCAGUGCUCCUUAGCUUCUUCAAAACCUCCUUUUACCUCUUUUCCGUUUGCUCUUUAUGUGCUGUUACGAUCCUCAUGCCUAUUAACUGGAACAAUAACAUCGGCCUCGGAGGGGGCGCAGACGAAGACGAUAACGACUGGCCGGAAUGGAUCGCCACCGGUGGUGACGACCCAGUGACACCCGGACGGGACUGGCUCGACCUCAUCAGCGAUGCUAACUCAUACCUGACCAUUCAUUUUCUCUUCACGUACCUUUUCACUUUCCUGGCAUUGCGAUUUCUCUACAGGAACUAUCGUCGGUUCAUUCGCUCACGUCAGCUUUUCUCCCUCGAAUUGGUUCAUUCCAUUCCCGGAAGGACUGUCAUUGUGACUAAUCUUCCUAAUCAUCUUCGGUCCGAGCGGGCUCUCGCUGAAUACUUUGAAAAUAUGGGACUUAGCGUUGAGAGCGUGACGGUCUGCAGAGAAGUCGGCACCUUAAAGGUCCUUCUUGACCGUAGGACAAAAGCAUUACUGAAGUUGGAGAGUGCAUGGACGAAUUAUGUGGGGAAUCCAAGUGUGGUGGAGUCCUACGACCCGUCAGAGAAUGUCAUUCCCCCCUCUGAUAGAGAGCCGUCACUACUAGAAAACCAGCAAGGGCGUUUCGUCGUACCACAUCGCCAGCGUCCUACCAUACGACCAGGAUGGUUCUCCCGAAAAGUUGAUGCACUUGAGUACCUUGAAGCGAAGUUCACGGAGGCCGACGAGAAAGUCAAGAGGUGGCGUCGUAUCGGGAAAACUAAGGCAACACAAGUCGCCUUCGUUACAUUCGAGAAGAUGUCUAGCGCACAAAUUGCUGUUCAAGCAGCGCAUUCAUCUGACCCAGGGGAAGUGAAAACCCGCCCAGCUCCUGAACCGCGGGACAUUGUUUGGUCAAACAUUGCUUAUCCUCCAGGAAACCUCUUAGCUCGCGAGGUGUUUGUCGUCGGUUGUGUGGUGCUACUGCUAUUUUUCUGGAUAUUCCCCAUCACUGCGCUUGCGAGUCUGUUGAGUUACAAGGAGAUCAAGAAAGUGAUGCCUUGGCUUGCUAGACUUAUCGAUAGCAACGACAAAAUACGUGCCAUCGUACAGAAUUCCUUGCCGUCUGUGGCCAUGAUUACGCUAAACGCACUUCUACCGUUUAUUCUUGAAGGUGCGUCAUCCUACUAGACAUUUAGCGUAACUUAUGGUUG
This is a messenger RNA of Suillus paluster, 2043 nucleotides long. RefSeq names its product late exocytosis, associated with Golgi transport-domain-containing protein. The record is from RefSeq and is a predicted model, not a curated record. Gene Ontology annotation, cellular component: plasma membrane. The transcript has 6 exons. Bases 311 to 2020 code for a protein of 569 amino acids. Lineage: Eukaryota; Fungi; Basidiomycota; Agaricomycetes; Boletales; Suillaceae. Gene Ontology annotation, molecular function: calcium-activated cation channel activity; nucleic acid binding.